Molecule: messenger RNA, 513 nt
Organism: Protopterus annectens (West African lungfish)
Lineage: Eukaryota; Metazoa; Chordata; Ceratodontiformes; Protopteridae
Product: nanos homolog 2-like
Exons: 1
Coding region: 1-513 (170 amino acids)
Biological process (GO): oogenesis; negative regulation of translation
Cellular component (GO): perinuclear region of cytoplasm
Molecular function (GO): zinc ion binding; mRNA binding
Source: RefSeq, a predicted model, not a curated record
AUGUACCGUGUACCGGGAUCUGACUUGCAGUUUAAAGAUUUUGACAUGUGGAAGGAUUAUUUGCAGCUGUCCAAAGUGAUCGAAGAAAUGAUGAAACACAGAAGUAUGCAAGGGAACUUGUUACCAGCAGAUAUUCCACUUGAAAGUCUUCAGGAUUAUGCACAUUUGCAUUCACAGAGUGCUCCUGGAUGGUCUACCUCAGUAAACAUAAGAAAAGGAGACAGCAAACAUGGUCCAAAUUUCAAAGCUUCAGAUUUGCAGCACAAGGUCAUAUGUAACUUCUGUAAGCAUAAUGGGGAAUCAAAGCGUGUCUAUUCAUCACAUGCACUGAAGAAAAAAGAUGGAACUAUCACCUGUCCAAUACUAAGGAAGUACGUGUGCCCAGUCUGUGGUGCCACUGGUGAUGUGGCUCACACUCUGAUGUACUGCCCAUUCAAUAACAAAAAGUAUUCACUGUACAAAAAAGAUGGGCGCAAUUCAGUUGGAAAGAAAUGCAAACAAAACAAGGACUAA